ACGCAAUUCAAUAAUCAAUGGUGUCAAAUAAGUUUCUUAAAUGAGAUUUUACUUAGCUUGAAUUCUGAAUGCACCACCAGGUCAUUGUCAGGUAUUUAAUUAGCCCUUACACUUAUCAUGUUAUGACAAAGGUGUUAUUUUGUUUUAAUAUAUAUAUAUAUAUAUAUUCCAUGGUAUCAUCUCAGUCCCAAUUUACAAAGUCCUUGUGGUUAUGACACUUGUGCAAAUCAAGUCUGACUCUCGUCGAGCUACCGUAGACAUUCUCCAACGAUACUAAUUUGAAUUGGAGCUGUCAUCGAAGAAAUGCUUCACCAAUUUUAGGAAGACAAAGCGCAAGAGGAACAAUGUACAAGUCCAGACGAGAAUUACACAUGUCACAUGGAAAUGGCUCCAUCAAAGAGAUAGCCACCAUGAAAGCUUCAUUGGUCGAGCAACGAGCAGGUGCUGGCCAAUCUCUCAUAGCUACCAUAUCAAAUCUCAUGAUCAUGAAUGGCUUCUAGCCAGCUAAAAUUAAUCUCAGAGAUUUUUAGUUAUAUGUGUUGAGCCAUUAUAAGCACUAUCGAAAAAAGCCUUUACGCUUUAUGUGUUAUGAGAAGUGUAAAGAUGCAGCCUAAAAAUGACAUUGUAUAAAAUAAUAACUAACACUUUUUGCAAAAGAAAAAAAAGCGUUGCAUAUCUAUACUAGUUACGCAACACAAUUUUAAGCACCACAUCAAAAAAUAGAUGCAACAAACUUUUUAAUAAGUAUAAGCAAAAUAUUUAUACUUUAUUCAUGACAAUGUAUGAAGUAAUAAUUAAUACUUUUUGCAAAAAAAAAAUAAAAAUUGUUGCAUAGCUAUAUUAGUGACGCAGCACAAUUUUAAUCACCACAUAAAAAAAAUAUGUGCAACAAACUUUUUAAUAAGUAUAAGCAAAUUAUUUAUACUUUAUUCACGAAUGUAUAUCGGAAUUGCUCUCCACUGAAAAACGGCUUUUCACUAAAAUCAUUCUUAUUGAGUGAAAUAUCACUUUCAACAUUAGGGUUUAAUAGAAAGAAAGUAACACAUAUAAAAAGUCCGAAUAUAGUCCGAACAAAAAAAAUUAGAAAGUUCAACGAAAAAGAGCCAAAAAAUCUUCCUUUAACUACAAUAAUCUUAUAUAAAAUAUGAGAUUUGACUACCAACACCCCCCCCCCCCCCCCCCCCCCCCCGAACAAUACUUGUAUUGUUUAUGUAUAAAAUAAAAAUAAAAACAAAUCAAGGAAUGUUGAACCGUACAAAUAUUGUUUGUGUAUCCUAAAUCCUAAUUGAGUGUUUUCGAAAUCAGCAUUUAGCCCAAUUCCCCAAUUCAUGAAUUAAGAGAUUCCAAUAAGCGGCCCAAUUUAAGCCCAUCCAAUAAUUUUUUUUCUCUUCUCCUUUUCUUCCCCGACUAAACUGUCCCUUCAUCAUCAUUCAUCACCCUUCUCCCCAUCUUUCCACCUCAGCCAUCACCGCCACCACCAGUCCACCACCACUACCUCUUCCUCCACCCCCAUCAAUCCAUCCAAAUCCCGAAUUCAAAUCCCGAGAACAAAACCCUAAUACCCAAUUUCCACGAUUCCUAUCCUUACCAUAUGCGUUAUCCAUAAUUCUCCCUCCCCCAUCCUCCCACCAUAGUCCGGCCCUAAACUCAAUCAGGCGCCCUGACGGAGAUAUAAGGGGAGAGAGAGGGAGGAGAGGAGAAACGGGUAUUCGUCAUUUCUGUCUUUUGUUUGCGUUCUCCGCCGUUUUGGGUCGCUGGAAGAGCCGGGGGAAGAAAUGACGAGCGUGGGUGAAGUUGUACAGUGUAUUCCUCUUGAAGCACCGCUUGCAGUCUCGGAUUCACAGCCGAUCGAUGCCGAUUCCAAAAGCUAUGGCGUCACGACCCGGCCUAACGAGUCGGUCACCGCCUCCAACCCUUCCUUCGUCGAUGGCGUCGCCACCAAGGACAUUCAUAUUGAUCCCAUUACUUCCCUCUCCAUCCGGAUCUUCCUCUCGGAGUUCGCCCUCAACCCUCCCGACCCAGAUUCGAAGCUUCAUUCCAAAGGCAAGCCCACUAACAGCAACAAGCCCGGUGCACCUCGACGAUCCGAUAUCGACCAGCACGACAACAACAUAAAUGUCAUGAAUGGGAGGAGCAGCUGACAAUGCUGGUCAUUUGCUUGGAGCUUUGUGGUUCUAGGUAAUUAGUUUGUGGAAUUUGCAGUUCCUGGGCUCUGAAUCAUAGUCUGCAAGUUAUUAGAUGGUAGUACUUUACUACUUUAUGUACAAUGCCGGAUACUAGGCUUAGGAAGCUUAUGUCAUAUGGCAUUUGAUUGUUAAGCUCAACUUCCUGGGAGUUUUGGAACUUCUUACGUCUGUCCUAGGUUUUCCUCUUAUAUUUAGCUGCAGUAAUGGGGAACAGAAGUCUUUUGCUGAAAGAAGCCUAUCCUCCUGUUUGUGAUGAGUGGCUAGAGACUGACGCCGGAUAAUCUAUAAUUGGUUAUAUCUUACUGGCUAAUGAACAAGUUUCUUGUAAAUAUUCUAGAAAAAUGUGGUCAUUGGAGUGUUAUACGUUAUUCAUGUUGCUUUGAGUUUUGACUCUUGUAGGUUACCAUCUCCCUACAAGGGCUAGAAGCUACUCUUGUCAAAUCUAUCCUGCAUAUACGUGUUGCUUUGGAUUCGUAGGUUACCAUUUCCCCACAAUGAAUCAAAGCUACUCUUGAAAAAUCUAGCUGUCUCUUUACCUGUGCUAGUGAAUGAUGUAUAUUUACUAAGCUAUUUGAAGAUUUGAGGAACAGAAUCAGGAAUAUGAAUUCCAUAGAAUUCAAACGUUUCUAGAGUCUUCAGGAUCUGUUUCAGCGGGUUCUCCCUGUUUAGGCUUGUUAAUUUCAUGGUUCAGGAAACAAAAGUUAGCCUUUGACCACUUUUAAGGGAAACGUAAGACAAAUGAUUAAAAAAUUAAUUGUCGACUUGUCUGUUCAUGAUGGUGCUUUCAGUUGUUCAGGAAGCAUUUCAUGAUAUGUGGCUGCCCAAUUUAUGUUCACAAUGAUAUAAUGAAUUUUGGUUACUUUGUUUGUUUCAGUUUUUCAAUAGAACUAGAUAUGCAUGUCAUUUGUGCAUAUAAGUGAAUGAGCAACCCUAUAUGUGAAACUUCAGCUGAAUAGUGUUUGCUUCUCCACUCUAGUUUGGUAGCAGGUCAUCCAAUAGGGGGAGCAGCCCAUCCUUAAGAAACAAUGGUCUUUAGGUUUAUUUGACUCGCCUUUGAGAUCUUACCGCCUCUUUAUGCCUUUUCCCCUUUUUAUUUGGGCUUUCACAAUCUGAUACUUUUUUCCAUCGUUUGUGAUAUUGGGUUGAUGAGUAAUUAAUGCAUUUUCUGUUUUUUUGGCUUUUGUUCUAUUGAUUGCAGGCCGCUUUUGGCUCUUCAGAUCGUACCCAGAUUUGUUUCCGUCUGAUCCUCUUGUUUCCUUCCUGAUCAUGGUAAUCAACCUUCAUGCGAGGGGCCUUGCCAAGCUUCCAGGAAGUUCCAAAUUCAGAGGAGUAGAAUUUGAACAUCAGAAAGGUGAUCUUAUGUUCGGUCAUUUUUUAUUUCACUGAUCCCCCUCAGAACCUCAAGGAAAAUGACAUCAAGAGGCAUACAUGGCAGAGCUUGUGGACUAUAUUUCCUCUGCCAAUGCAAAGUUUCCCGAGUCAUGCAAUAACUUGUCCGGAUGGUCUCUCCAAAUCUGUUUAGACCGCUACUUCUUCACCUCAUGAGAACAAAGCAUUGGAAGCAUUCAAUGUUGAACAGGAAGAGCCAUCGAUGGACCCCGCGUGAACCCACUUGCAAGUUGUGUAUGACUGUUAUUGAGGUUUGUGGCAUCACCUGAAACCUAUGCAAAACUAGCUAAACACUAAAUAACUUUUUUAUACUAAGGCUACUCGGUCUCUUUGAUUCAUAGGAACUGGGAGAGGGAGUAUUUUUCUUAUUUGCAAAGGGUCCUGCAUCGAAUCUAUGGCAAAUUGAAGGUGUCGGGUCCUUCAUUAGGAAGACGAUCAACAAUAUCUUUUACCGGUUCAUAUUUAAGACCGAGAUACAUGAUGGGAUUACUGUGCUGCUGGUGAUUUUGGGGUGUAUCAUCAAUGGCUUUGCGCUGCUACUGAAGGAAGAGCACAAGUUAUUUCUAGUUCAAACUCUUGUUCUGUUGCAUAUAUUGAAGUGCUUGAUGAUGUAUCACCAGCAAUUCUCGUACUGCAUAACUCAGUUCACGGAGAAAGACUGCUAACUUUCUAAUACUUUGUGAUCAGGGGUUUGCUGAAGUAUUGGCCAGUGUCGAACAGUUUUGAAGAGGUGAUAUUCUUUAGUGAGCUGGAGGAAGUUCUGGAAGCUAUACAGCCUGCAAGAUUUCAACGUUGCACAUGGUUCCUUGUAUGCCCAGAUUUAUUGGUGCCUGAUCAGUUCUCAUUUUCAGGUAUCUUAGUAGGUAGCCCCUUGAUAGUUGAACUGAAUUUUAUCGUUUUAUAGUAAUAACACUUGAAAUGGACAAAGUUGGUUUCUUCGUUUCACUUCCUUUCGUGGAUCAUCAACUGCUCAAGAUGGCGCAAAUACGAAUUUGGUUACAUGUAUCACAUUGGGUCGCAAAAGUCGGGGUUGAGACUACUAAAGCACCCAACUUUGUCCUGAUCAAUCCGCAUUUUCAUUUUUUUGUCAGUUUUUUUUUGCAGUUAUGUUGUAGGUAAGAUGGGAAACAGAAAUGUUCAUGGGGACUGAUCAGGGUGAGUUUGGUGCUUUGGUUGGCUCAAUCCCGAGUUUAGUGCCCGAUGUAAUACAUAUUGGUGAAUUCAAUGACCAAAUUUGUUCUAACCCGCCCAAGAUCUCAGUUUGUGAACAUACUGGUGUGUGGUGGGCUGGUGGCUUAUUAUUACCAGCUGGGGCAGGUGUUAGAGCUAUUAUGCUCUCAACUGUGAGAAUUAGAAUUCUGGAGAAAGUUUAUAUAAUUAUAUCAUACGUUUCUUUAAGGCUUGAACACUAGCCUUCCACUUUAGCUGCAGUUUUACAGGUUUCUGAACUCCUUUGUAACCCUCGAAUUCAGCAGUAUCUCUCUUAGAAAACUAUCCUUGAUUUGCAGGUCGCAGAGAGGACUUUGUUGUUAUGGAACGACAAUCACGUCUAGAAUCCAAUCAAGCUGGACCGACAGAUAAAAUUACCCAUCAACUUCCCUCGGAGAGGAACGCCAGGCGCCAUUGGAUCCAGGCUGCGCAAAGCCUGACACUGAACGUUUGGAAGAUAUCUCCGACAAUGAUCUGGAGCUAUUCGAUGCAUGCUUGUUCAAUUUCCAGGAGCACGAAUCUCAGGAAGGUGAGAUCAAGUCGAGACGGGAAGCCACCUGGAAGAGAUUGCCGACAUGAAAGCUUCAUCAAGCAACGAGCCAGUGUUGGCCUAUCCUAGAAGCUCAGCAAAGCUCAUGCCUUUACUAGGGACAACAAGAGGAGAUCAGGUGGAAAGUUUAUGUGUUGGUUCUCAUGAGUCGAGAUUUAGCAUGAUUUGGUUAGGAAGUUGGGAUAUCUUAGAUGAAUAAAGUAAUUAGUCGUGUUGAUGAACAAAAUUUUGUAGCGAUACUGAUACUACACUAUGAUAUGGAGAAUGGACCUAUCGGGGGGAAAAGGUAUGGAGAAUGGCCAACGGUAUGGAACUAUACAUUCAGUUCCCCAACCAUAAUCCUCCAUUGUUUUUGUUCCAUUAGAAAGCUCGGAAUAUUUUAUGCUCAACCUAAAGCACUCGGCAGUGGUGACCUGGCCUAGUCCAUUAGUUUAGAAAUUCACAACGAUUUCUUGAUGAAGAUGCCGCAUAACCUAUAGCACUCGGUUCUAUAUGUCAUGAUCAGAGGUAGGAAAAUGUUGAAAUACUGCUGAAUCACGAUUUUAAUACGAAAUAUUGUAAAGCGUUCGGUUCUAGAUACCAUGACCAGAGAUAGUAAAAUGUUGGAACUAUGGUUGAACCACGAUUUUAAUACGAAGGUGGCUAUUUCGGCGCACUCACUUUUUUAGGUGCACUCAGUGUACUCAACUCUAAAAGUGUCCAUAAUACAUCAAAUUUUGAAUUUCAAUUAGUACUCUCAAUCUAAUAUGAUGAUAUGACAUAGAAUCAUAGCAAAUCAAUCUAUUACCCUAACCCCUUAACCUUCAAUUUUGAAUCCCAACCCAAAAUCCCAAAUUGUAAACCUAAACCCUAACUCUAAAUCCCUAAAUCCUUCAAAUUAAAGUAAAUUUUGAAUGAUUUUUUUUCCAAAUUCAUAUUCUUUUUGUUCAUAAUUCAUAAGCAACAAUUGAUACCGUUUUGACAUGAAUCACAUGCUCAGGAUGAUAAUUAUGAGGCGGGUGCACUGAGUGCACCAAAAAAAGUGGAUGCACCGAAUACGCCACCUUAAUACGAAAUAUUGUACCAUCGAAAUUUUAGAUAUAACUUCCCAUACGAUUUCACAAUCCUUAUAAUUUACAUUACAAAGCAUAAAUGAGACUUACAAUAUAAGGUAGGCUAAUUUACAUAACAAAUGAUUAUCUUUCUGCAUUACAAAUUAGGUUAAAUACACUUGUAUAUCCAAAACUUUCACGGUUGUGCCAAUAAUAUCCAAAUUUCCCGAAAUACCAAUUAUAUCCAAUUCCUUCACAUUAUUCAACGGUGUUUUUGGAUAUACAUGUGUAUUUAACCAAAAAUAUAUUGGAAAAUGGAUAGAAUUGGCAAAGAACAACUUUAAAACAUGGAUAUAAGUGGUAUUCCGGGAAAUUUGGAUAUUUUUGGCACAACCGUGAAAUUUUUGGAUAUACAAGUGCAUAAAACCUACAAAUUAUGACUAUUUAGAUUACAAAUGGAUAAGAACUACGUUACAAAUCUGACUGAUUUACAUUACAAACUACUAAUCAUACAAAUGAAUAUAACUUACAAUUCAUGUUGUUUCUCCCUCUAUCGAAAAAUUUUCUCACUAUAUCUAAACUGCUUCUUUUUUUACCCAAUUUCUUUACAUGUAGAGAAUGGAGAAGGAAAUCUUUAAAAAAAAAUUCUAAUUGUAUUGCAAUUACUAUUCUACCACUGAAAUUAAACUGAACGGUUAGGAUUUAUUUUGUCAAAUGAUCCCUUAUUAUUCACCUGAACUUGUAUCUUUCAACUAGCCCUCCUUUAAUUACAACUAUAAUUCAUCUAUACAACAACUAAUUUUUGUUUAAGGAUGUAUAACUGAAAUUAAUUAGAAAUCUUGUCCAGAUGUUGAGAUUUAUAUGCAAAUACCAAUUAAUAAAAAUUGUUCCCUAUGGCGGGAUGAUUGAGACGGUACCGUUUGAGCAAUGGACGCAAUUUGGCUUCGAUGACAUGCUGAUGUGGCAAAAUGUCGAUUUGUAUCCUGUUAUUCAUUUGGUAGGUAGAAAGUCAGCGAAGACUAGCAAAGACCAUUAUUUGACCAAGAAGGCUAGAACAACCGUCUUUUACACUAUGUUUGGCAACAAGGGGGGUGCAAGUUCGAGGGGGGUACAAGUUGAGGGGUAAAUUGUUGGGGGGUGCAACUUGGUGGAGGGUGUAAGUAGAGGGGUAAAUUGUUGUUUGGAUGAAAAAGUAGGGUGGUGCAAAUAGAGUAAAAAGUAAGUAAUUAU
This is a messenger RNA of Linum trigynum, 7595 nucleotides long. The record is from the annotation of a GenBank genome assembly. Lineage: Eukaryota; Viridiplantae; Streptophyta; Magnoliopsida; Malpighiales; Linaceae.